Messenger RNA from Leptinotarsa decemlineata (Colorado potato beetle), 1264 nucleotides. Its product is annotated as acyl-CoA Delta-9 desaturase. Lineage: Eukaryota; Metazoa; Arthropoda; Insecta; Coleoptera; Chrysomelidae. Gene Ontology annotation, cellular component: endoplasmic reticulum membrane. Gene Ontology annotation, molecular function: iron ion binding; stearoyl-CoA 9-desaturase activity. The record is from RefSeq and is a predicted model, not a curated record. Gene Ontology annotation, biological process: unsaturated fatty acid biosynthetic process.
UAGUCGAUAACGGCCUAACUAAGUUCAAACAGUCUUGCCAUAACUACAAAACAAGAAGUUGGCAGUAGUGAAAAGAAUUUCAACACAGGAAAAAUGUCUGAUAGUUAAGAUCCAAUAAACAUGAUUUACUGAAAGCGUAAUUACUUAAAAGAUCUUCAAAAAUGACUACAUCAACUUUAACGAAAACUGAAACAGUCAGUAAGCCAUUACAAGUAAAUCUGGCUUCGAAAGAAACAGAAAAACCCAUUCCAAACUACCCGAAGUAUAAAUUUUUAAAAUGGGAGUUCGAAACUCCUAUUAUAUGGGUCAAUGUAUUUUUUAUCACAUUGUAUCACAUCAUAGGUGUUUACGGAUUCGUAACGCAUCCCUUCUUGACCAGACCAGGGGCCGUUAUUUUCGUUGUAAUGUAUGGAAGUCUUGGUGGAUUUGGAGUUACAGGAGCUGCCCAUAGAUAUUUUACUCAUCGAGCCUAUAAGGCCAAGCUGCCUCUAAGAAUUAUCCUGCUGUUGUGCUUCAGUAUAUCAGGACAGAACCAGUUGAAAGACUGGGUGAGAGAUCACAGAGUGCACCACAAGUACAGCGAGACUGAUGCUGACCCUCACAACGCGAAAAGAGGCUUUUUCUUUUCCCAUGUAGGCUGGUUGAUGAUGAGGAAACAUCCAGAAGUCAUUAGGAAAGGAAGAACAAUCGAUAUCAGUGAUUUGUAUGAGGAUCCUUUAGUAAUACUUCACCAAAAGUACUUCACCUGGUUGAAAUUGCUGCUCUGCUUUGUUAUUCCAAUAGUACUGCCGCCAUACCUUUAUGGGGAAACGUGGUACACCAGCGUCAUGGCAUGUUUCACUAGGUACAUCAUUUCCUUGAACUCCACUUGGGCAGUAAACAGCGCAGCACAUUUGUGGGGAAACAAACCUUAUGACAAGAGAAUCUAUCCAGCCGAAAACCUCACUGUAUCCUUCUUCUCUAUGGGCGAAGGAUACCACAACUACCAUCAUACAUUUCCGUGGGACUACAGAACUUCCGAAAUGGGCAAGUCAUUGAACGUCACCACGUUUUGGCUGAACGUUUUCCAGAAGAUAGGAUGGGCCUACGAUAUGAAGACUCCCUCAACAGACCUUAUCAAAAAAGUCAUUGAAAGCCACGGGGAUGGUUCUCACUACAAGUGGGGACAUGAAGUGCCUGCUUGGGAAAACGAUAACUGCAAAUUGAUAGAGAAAAAAUUAUGAGUUGUUCACUGAUUAUUAUACAAAAAAAUGUUACUGUGCUU